CGAUUAGCUGACAGCAAUUCCCCAACGAGGCCCGAUUGCAUCCAGUUCCUCUCUGCCAUCAUUCGUGAGAAGCAGCCCGGAACCUCCUCUCGUUCCUCCCCGCUCAGCACAUGGAUUCCUCAUUGCAUCAAGUCUGGCAAGCUGCUGCUGGCAGUCCAUUCCUCCCUGUUGUUGGCAAGGAAAGCCAAUUCACCAUCGCCUUUGUUCUUCUCACGCUGAGCCUGGCAAUUACCGGUGUCUUUGCACUAAACCGUUCAUUAGUCAGCGUCAUUGCACUUGGCGUGCCAGCUUCUCUAGCAAUUGCCUUUGGAACCGUUUAUAUGUUCUGUGCAGUCGGGGUUUACGUUUGAGGCGGCCAUUGUAUUCUAGUUGGUAAAGGCACUCAAAAAGGGUGCUUUAGAGCGAGUUAUUGUGUCUUGUGCUGUUUUCUCAUUUUCUUUUCUUACCGAUUAUAAGAGUUGUUGUCAUCUGUUCC
Molecule: messenger RNA, 475 nt
Organism: Trichoderma atroviride IMI 206040
Lineage: Eukaryota; Fungi; Ascomycota; Sordariomycetes; Hypocreales; Hypocreaceae
Biological process (GO): protein N-linked glycosylation
Source: RefSeq, a predicted model, not a curated record